UAGUUUUAUUUAUAUAAAUAUAAAAUAGUAUUUAUUUUAGUUAAUUAUGUAUUGUGUGGCUGAAUUCACUGAAACCGCAGAAACAGAAGUUAUACCAAUAAGAUGGAUUAAUAAAGAAGAAACUAGAUGCUUUUGGCCUGAUCAUUAUAAAAGCGAUCGAGUAAAAAAAGCUAUUUUAUGUAUUGAAAGUCCUAAUCCAGAAAAAUGGAGCAAAUAUUCCCUCAGAAUAUUACAUAAAUAUAAUUCAUAUCAAGAAGCUUGUUCUCAUUUAUCAAAAGCUGUAUAUACUUCUCAUCUUGAUUCAGAAGAAGAUCUAGAGAAUGAAUGCAGAUCUAAAAGAAAAACAAGAUCGAAGAUUUAUGCUUCAAAUGAAGAGAGCGAGGAAGAGAACCUUGUUUCAAAAAAAGUUAGACACGACAAAAAUAAGAGUAAAAUAGGGUCUCUUGGAUUAUUUGAGAAAUGUUCUUCAGGCAGGGAAAACUUAAUGCUAUUAAACUCUGUAGCUGAAUCGUCAUAUGAAAAAAAUUUUGCAGAAAAGGAAAAUUUUAAUUCCUCUAUUAUUCCUACUAUCUCUACAAAUAAUAAUAAUAAACGUUGAAUGAAAAAGAAACCUCCCUUCCAAUCAGAAAUUUAUUCUUCAAGUGAAGAAAGUCUUUUAUCAAAGAAACAAAGGCAAAACAAAAAUAAAGUGAAGUCUCCUCCUAUAAUUAGAGCACCUGAUAAAUAUUCAGACAGGGAAGACAUUACUCUAAAUUCUUCUUUAGUAGAGGUAUCACGUGCAAGGAAUUUUACAGAAGAAAAUGAAAAUACUAAUUCCUGUGUUAUGUCUACUACUCCUAUAAAUAAUAACAAAAAUACAGAAUCACUGGAAUUAUUAAUUUUGAAAAAGCUUAGGAAGCUCAAUUACAUACAGAAUAAUAUUAUAGUACCUGUUAUACAGGAAAUAUUAA
Wasmannia auropunctata (little fire ant) is the source of this 950-nucleotide messenger RNA. RefSeq lists its product as uncharacterized. The record is from RefSeq and is a predicted model, not a curated record. The transcript has 3 exons. Bases 47 to 598 code for a protein of 183 amino acids. NCBI's taxonomy places the organism in Eukaryota, Metazoa, Arthropoda, Insecta, Hymenoptera, Formicidae.